Molecule: messenger RNA, 3688 nt
Organism: Paramisgurnus dabryanus
Lineage: Eukaryota; Metazoa; Chordata; Actinopteri; Cypriniformes; Cobitidae
Gene: gpr61l
Product: G protein-coupled receptor 61-like
Biological process (GO): G protein-coupled receptor signaling pathway
Cellular component (GO): plasma membrane; endosome; signaling receptor complex
Molecular function (GO): G protein-coupled receptor activity
Source: RefSeq, a predicted model, not a curated record
CACAGCCCUCCACAGCACCGGACACAGAGUGGGAGAGCAUCCUAUCGGAUACCUGCUAAACUGGGAGAGCAGGUGGGACCGUAUCCUAUGUAGCGUUUUCAGAUGGGAGGGAAGCAUAGGGGUAUCUGUUUGAACUUUGCUCCCUGGAAUCGAUGUGGAGCUUAUAUUGGAUGAUAACACUUUUGAGGCAAUCCACUUUGGUUGUUUGUUCAACUCACCUGAGAUGUUGAAACCUUAGGAGGAUAAGUAGGAUUGCACCAUGCUUUAUGGUGAGAAGAAAUACCAGGAUGUCCAGGUGUAGCAUUUCUUCAUCCAGGGAAUGUUUUCACAGAAGUCCAAUCUGAUUGAAGAAUCAUCAGAGAAACUACUCGUAGUUGACAGUAAAAAAGUUUAGAGGCAGUUUGUGGAUUGGGGGUUGGAGGUCACAACAAAAUCAGGUAUGAGUCAAAUGUAACUCCCUCUGACAGUCAUGUUGUCCUCCAACUUCAUUGAUCUCUGAAAGUCAACCACCUUACGCUUGUGUUUGAUAAAAGCAAUCUGUCUUUCUCCAACAACAUCCUGUCCUCAUGUUGUUGUGCCCUCAUUAGCAUAUAAAGGCACCUGGUGAGUAAGCAAAAAACGUAAGGGAGGUUCCUUGAAGGGUCAAGUGACAAAAAGUUGGUCUAUGAUGUGACAUCACAGGAAGUGCAGUAUUCACAUAUCUUUUCUUUUCUUCUCAGAGAUGAUCUUAAUACAAACAGCUAAAAAGCAAAUCCGAAAACAAUAUGUAAUCAUGGAGAAGGGUGGUUCCAUCUCAAUUCUGUGAAGUAUGGAGAGGGCAUUGAUGCUCGGUCUCCUGACCAAUCACACCACUCCAAAUGUAGCGUCUGGCCAGCGGAGCACAACCAAGCCCACCCCUCCCAGCCUGGAGGAGGUCAUCCAUUCAGAAUCCCAGAUCAAGGAUCUCGUCGGGCUUUUUUGCAUGGUGACCCUCAACCUCGCAGCACUACUGGGCAACAGCGGAGUUAUGGUGGCCAUUGCCCGUGCCCCUCAUACGAAAAAAUACGUAUUUGUGUGUCAUUUGUGUGCAGUUGACUUACUUUGUGCCAUAUUGCUGAUGCCUCUUGGGAUAGUGACAAGUUCUCCGCUCUUCAGCACUGUAGCGUUUACAGUUCUGGAGUGCCAGGUGUACAUCUUUUUAAAUGUGUUCCUCAUCUGUGCCUCGAUUUUAACUGUGACUGCCAUCAGCAUAGAGCGCUAUUAUUACAUUGUGCACCCCAUGCGCUAUGAGGUGAAGAUGACUUUAAACCUUGCACUUGGUGUUAUGGUUUUCAUUUGGGUCAAAUCCAUCCUGCUGGCUUUGGUUACACUGCUCGGUUGGCCGGCGUACGGAAACCAGAGCUCCAUCGCCGCAGCCCAUUGCUCUUUACACUGGAGUCACAGUCGACUUAGGAAAGUUUUCGCGAUUAUCUUCAGCAUGCUUUGCUUUUUGAUUCCUGCCAUUGUGAUUUUCACCGUGUAUUGCAAUGUUUACAAAGUCGCACGGACGGCUGCCCGCCAGCACGCUCCGUUGCCCACCUGGACAGCUAGCCAAGCCAAGCAUCGCUCUGAUUCCAUCAACAGUCAGACUACCAUCAUAGCCACGACGCGCAACCUGCCCCAGCGACUGUCUCCAGAGCGGGUUUUUGGGGGCGGGAAAGCCGCCAUCACCUUGGUUGUCAUUGUGGGUCAGUUUCUAAUAUGUUGGCUCCCAUACUUCAGUUUUCACCUUUAUAUGUCCAUCACCACCCCACUGCAGAGCCCAGGGGACAUUGAAGAGGCCGUCACGUGGCUAGCAUACGCCUCUUUCGCCGUGAAUCCGUUCUUUUACGGUCUUCUGAACAGACAGAUCCGUGAGGAACUGAUUAAGCUGAGAAAAUGUUGUGCCAGUAGACCCAUUGAACUUCGGGCCUCCAGUCACGAAGGUUCCGUUCAGGAGAACUUUCUACAGUUUUUGCAGAGGACCAGCAGCGCAGCUGAGACCACCAGACCUAGUUGUGGCAAUUCCAGCCCGAGGAACACCGAGGACCAGGGUCCAAGGUUACCCGGUCAGAUCUCGGAGGAAUGACUUCCUGAAAUAUCAGUAAACUGUGUAAUGAAUGAAAAUGAUGACUUUUGAAUUUUGGGGUUUGUACAUGUGCAUGAAUUAAAUACCAUGAUGAAUUCAUGUAUAUGUCAUGCAAUUUGCACUGUAAAGAAUGUAUCAGGUCUUUUCAACAUUGUAUUUUAGACCUAUUUGAACCCUUUGUAUUAACCUAGUUCCGAUGGAUAAGUGACAACAGUACAGUAAUGGUAAAAUUAAAUAGCGAAGUUCUUACCUUUUGUUAUUUGUGAACCUGGACCACAAAACCAAUAAAUAAUAGCAUGGGUAUAUUUGUAACAAUAACCAACAAUACAUUGUAUGAGUCAAAAUGUUUCUUUUGAAUGGCAACAAUAAUUAGGAUAGUAUGUAAAUAUUAGGUUACAUGAAGAUAUUUAGUAAAUUUUUAUACCAUUAAUAUAUCAAAAAAUUUAUUUUUCUGAGUGAUGCAGUGCUUUGUGCUUUGGAAAACUUUAAAGGCAAUUUUCUUAAUUUUUGGCACCCUCAGAUUUUCAAAAAGUUGUAUUUUGGCCAAAUAUUGUCUUAUUCUAACAAACCAUACAUCAAUGAAAAUGAAAAGAUUAUUAUUCAUCUUUGUUCAGUUGAUGUAUACAUCCUAGAUCCAAAAAAUUGACCCUUAUUGAUUGGUUUUGUGGUCCAGGGUCACAUUUAUUCUUUCAUUUUAUCUGGUAAAAUACAACUCAUGUUCAGUAUUUGCAAUUGUUGAAGAUUUGUCUUAUAAUGGUACGAGAAGCCACAUUAUUGAAAGCAUGGUGUAAAUAUUUAUUAAUAAUAUUUUUUGGUGAAAAAAUAAUAAACUUUUGUGUUAUAUUAAUUACACAAAUGUUUAAUGGUUAUUAUUAUUUUACACUGUUUUUCAUUGUAAGUUACAUCACAAAGCUUAAUUUAGCUGACAUCACAAACCUUCUCCAUGUAUGUGAGCAGCUCUGAUGUUUGUUGCUAAUUCCAUGUGCUCUUGUAACCAUGGAAAUGCGAGACAGGGACUUGCAUAGCAACAGGGUGUCUGUGAGCAUUGGUCUAGAAGAUUGGCUGAAAUAAAGGGUAUCUUGGAAGAUACCCUUUAUUAUCAUAUUUAGUCAAUUCCUCAGGUUAUGUAUAUGACAGUAAUGGGAAGAAAUUAUUUAAAGUUUGUACAGUAGCUGUACUUAAGUUGUAACAGAACAGUUUUGUUCCUAGUUUACUAGAAAUUGUUAGCAUGCAAUACAAAUGCCUGGAUGAGAUAACGGGGAAUUUUAUGGUCUUUGCUUUUUUGUGUACGACUUUAACAAACAGAAGGCAAAAAAUUAGUAGCCGAGUUGUUUGUCCUUCGCAAACCAUGAAAUGUUGUUUUUACCGGACCAUAUUGCAGAAUAGGUGUUGUAUUUGUUUAAAUUAUGCAACUUGGACUUUUUAUUUCACAAUAGUAAACAAAUUGCUGGCACAUGUGCUGUGAUGGGACAGGGUGUACAAAUAAAUCACUCAGACAUAUAUUUCAAGAGCGGGUCAUAUUUUUACUCAAAAUCAAAGACAAAAUUAAGAAUUAUUCAGUGAUGGCUCAUGACUGCUCUUCUGAGGGGUGCAAAUUCAAAA